AUGGAGGUCCAUGCUUGUUGGUCAAUUAAUCCACUUAGGGAAGAAGUUUUACAGCUACCGAUUAGUAACAUCCAAGUUCCAACCACCAAUGGUUCAGGGGAUAAUGAUUGGUAUGGAAUGGCAAGCCCGCUGGAUUCCAGUAAGCUCUCAUGCAGACCUUCCAAUAAUCAUGGAAGCGUUGCUCCUGCCAAGAACUCCAGACUAUCACCUCUGCCUCCAGAACGUGCUGGUUUCAAUUAUGGUAUUGGUGAAACCGUUGAUAUACCGAUUGAUGGAAGUGGGGAUUUGAAAAAGAGGGAGAGGGAACUCCAAGCUAAAGAAGCUGAACUGAGAAAGUGUGAAGAGAUUGUAAAACGGAAAGAGGAUGCUGCAGCACGAGCUGGAAUUGUUCUGGAGGAAAAAAAUUGGCCUCCUUUCUUUCCACUUAUCCAUCAUGAUAUUGCAAAUGAAAUACCAAUUCAUUUACAAAGGGUGAUGUAUGUUGCAUUUACAACACGGUUACGAAUUGUUGCUUGCCUAUUCUGGAAUAUAAUAGCUGUGACUACUGCCUGGAUUACGGGUGAAGGGGUGAAAAUUUGGUUCCUUGCAGUUAUAUAUUUCAUUGCUGGGGCCCCUGGAUCUUAUGUGUUGUGGUACCGUCCUCUUUGCCGUGUGUUCAGGUCUGAGAGUGCUUUGAAGUACCGAUGGUUUUUCCUGUUUCUGAUCCACAUUGGCUUCUGCAUCUUUGCUGCGGUUGCUCCCUCUAUAAUGUUCAAAGGAAAAUCUCUCAUUGGCAUUCUGGCUGCAAUUGAUAUUCGAAGUGAUCAUGCUUUGGUUAGGUUGUUCUACUGUAUUGGAUUCGGCAUGUUCUGUCUAGAAUCAGUGCUUAGCAUCUGGAUUAUUCAGCAAGUAUACAUGUACGUCCCGGGAAGUGGUAAAGCUGCUAAAAUGAAGCGUCAGGGAGCAUGACAAGUUGGUGAGGGCAGCAGACAAGUUGGUGAGCAGCAGUAUAAGGCAAAGAAACAUGUAUUCAGAAGAAAAAUUAUGGUGACUCUGUAUUGAUCUUAGAUUGUAUAGGCCCUUAGCUACAGGGUUUGCGGAUACAGAUGUUUUGCUCGAGCCUUUACUUUUUGAUUUUACAUAUUUCACAAGAGAUCUCAUUUCACAAGUUACUUUUUGAAAAAUUAUGGCAAGUUAAAUGAUUGAAGCAACAGAAGCAAGGGAAGGUGUAGGGCACCUGGAUUCAAACACUCACUUCCUUUAUUAAUGCCAGUGUUGUUUAAUUGUAAUUAAUUUGUUUCAUUAAACCUUUUUGUUUAAUUGUAUCCUAAGUAUUGCUUUCUCCUCUGUGAAGCUAACUGCAUCCUAAAGGCAAUGCAGUUAGCUAAAAUGCCAAUAGGAAACUCAUGUCCCUGAAUCGCUAAGCUUUGAAGGAACAUAUAUUUUUAAUUUUUAUAUUUAUAUCA
Molecule: messenger RNA, 1445 nt
Organism: Rosa rugosa (rugosa rose)
Lineage: Eukaryota; Viridiplantae; Streptophyta; Magnoliopsida; Rosales; Rosaceae
Product: secretory carrier-associated membrane protein 3-like
Exons: 13
Coding region: 1-948 (315 amino acids)
Biological process (GO): protein transport
Cellular component (GO): recycling endosome membrane; trans-Golgi network membrane
Source: RefSeq, a predicted model, not a curated record